Molecule: messenger RNA, 3561 nt
Organism: Closterium sp. Naga37s-1
Lineage: Eukaryota; Viridiplantae; Streptophyta; Zygnematophyceae; Desmidiales; Closteriaceae
Source: the annotation of a GenBank genome assembly
AUGGAGAUUGAUGCCGUGCAUUUGUGCGGGUUACCAGGAGGGUUACAGGAGACCUCGUGGUCCGUGGUAGGCACGCGUAAGGAACCUCCCGGGGUGUUCAUAGGGGCGUCGAAAGUCGACGAUUUCACCGUCCUGCUCUCGAGGCAGUCGGACGGCGCGUCCAAAUUCUCCGUGUCUUCUCGGACUCGGCUCCGCGCGUGGCCUCUGGGUCCGCCCACGCACCGCUUCGCGUCCCCGUGCGUCUCUGACCGCGCGUCCCGCCACCACUACGCGCUGCUCCAGGGGAGUGCGGACGCGCCAGCGGCGGGCGCAUCAGGGGCGGACGCGCAGGUGGUCGCGAGCUGGCCUUUCGGCACGUCCUCCAUUGCGCCCUCCGCGCUCCUGCACAAGACAGGCGCGGCGGACGGUUGCCACGUGGUGGAAGCUGAUAGGCCGAUCGUCCGCCUGUUUCCGUUGACUGCGACCGGAAGCGCCGUCACUGACGCGACGAAACCUGCAGACGAGACCACACCUGGCACCGUCGCCACCGCUACCGCCACCUCUCCCCCCGUCCCGCCCUCCGGGGGUGUUCUCGCCCUCUGCGCGGAUGGCUCCAUCCGAACCUACUCGCUGGACCUCUCCCUGACCUCAUCGCUCACCGAACCUGCGGACGGACCUAAGAUCCGGGUGGAGGCGUCAGGCUCGGGGGGUUGGCUUGGGAACAAGGGGGAUGGGAAGCGGGGGAGUGAGUGGGUCUUGGCAGUGGUGGGUGUGGAAGAAGGGGAGGGGGGGAGUGAGGGGAGCAGCAAGAGCGGCACGGGCGGAGAGGCAAGGGUGGUGAGAGUGUACCACGUGGCGUGUGGGGCGGCGGGUGAUGCGGCCAUGGCUGAUGUGGAUGUGAUGGCGCGAGGCGAUGGGCAUGGCGAUGUGCCUGUAGUGAAGGUGACUCUGUUGAAGUCCUUCAGAGUCAGGAGCCCUGGGCAGGAGGGGGGAGAGGAGAAAAAGGAGGAGGAGGAAGAGGCAGGAGGGGAGGAAGCAGGGCGUGCUGUUGUGUCGCUGUGCGUGGGUGAUGCAGGCGAGAUCAUGGACUUUGUCACCCCGCCCGCUUUCCUGGAAGCAUCCCUGACACGAAGCCUUGCAGUGGCUGCAACACAGAUGGUGCCUGAGGGCGGUGCCACCCACCACCCAAACUCAAAGCCCUCGUCUGCUCAGGCGAGAGUGACAGCAGCAGCCAUGGCUGCAGUGCCUGGGACUCGCUACUGUGUUGUGCUCGCUGCCAAGCCCGCUUCUCACACCAAACCCCCUCUGAACGCCACGGACAAUGCAGACCCCUCUCACCUGCCGCUCUACGCCAUUGCCUUGGAUACACUCUUUGGCUGUGUGCAUGCCUGCACCCCUCUCCCCUCCUCCUGCUCCCUCCCCGCCUCCCUCCCCCCCUCGCCCCUCCCCUUGCCUCUCAUUCACGCGGAAUGGGUGGGCCCCUCCCCAGAAGGCGCCUCCCUGCUGGUUACCACUCCAACCGCACUGCACUCCUUGCAUGUGCACUGCCCCCCUCUCUCCCUUGCCUCGGUUCUAGGGGCUUUCCAACCCGCCGUGCCCCUGUUCUUGCCCACCGAACCUGCUGCCGAACCUGCUUCCGGAGCAGCAAGGACUGAUUCGGUGAAAGCAAGGGAGGUGUCUGCAGGUGUGGUGACUGCUGGGUGGGGUGGUUUGGCUGCUUCUGCUGCUAGGGCGGCCGGUUUGGCGCUAGCCGACAAAUCUGGGCCAGGCCACAGCAACCCGCUACAGCCGACUGGGUGGUUUGUGGGGCCCACAUUGCAUGACUCGGGAUUGGUGAAGAACCUUCCAGGAAAGGACGUGGGGAAAGAGGACCAGGAAGAAGAGGAAUUGGGAGGAGGGUUGAAGCCAGGAGUUGGGCAAGUGAAGCAGAAACGGAACGAGAAGAAAAAAGCAAAAAAGUCUCGUGGGAAGGCCAGGUUUGGAAAGUUACACAUGGCCCUGAACCUGUCCCGGGCUGCGGACGGCAAUGGGCGGCAGUGGUUGUCUUUUGUGGGGAGCGAGGCAGAGAUGGCCUUGCUCAAUGCUCUGGACGGUAUGGCUUUGAGGGGCGAGGAGGGCGGGAAGAAAGGAGGGAGCGAGGGUGUUGAGAAUGGGGAGGAGAGGGAGGAGGGGGAGGAUAUGGAAGAGGGCGAGGCGGAUGAGAAGGAAGAGGAGAUGGAGGAGGAUGAGGAUGAAGAAGAGGAGGAAGAGGAGGAGGAAGGAGAAGAGGGAGAGGAUGGGGAAGAGGAGGCAGGAGAGGAAAAGGACGCAUACGAGAGGGCAUUGGAGGAGGCAGAUGGCUUGGCAGAGGGCGGCAGCACGGAGCGGAGGAGAGGGAGAGAGAUAGACGACUCGAUGGCAGACCAGCACAGGCUGGCCCGUCUUAUCCUGGAAUGUGCGAAGCAGCUGACUGAGGAGAGUGGGCUCGCACCGCCAGCAGCAGCAGCAGCCAUGGCUGCUCUGGCUCCGGACCACCAGUCACUUGCCGCGGCUGUUACCGAAUGCGUGCGGCUGUUCUCGCCCUCUGUUGUGUCAGCGCUGACUCAGCACGCGCUGGCACGCUCCCACCGCAUGCUGCUCCGAGCCAUCGUCAGCUCCGGCCAGGUCACGUCGGCUCUGUGCCCGAACCUGGUGCCGAGCCUGGUGGCUCGGCGGGAGGUGCUGCUGCUGGAGGUGUGUCUGGUACACAUGGGCGACCUGCCGCCCAGGCACCUGGCGCUCAUUCUCCGCUUGCUGUUGGACGAUGCCGUGGCUGCCAGUGAGCAUGCAUGCGAGCGGCGAGCAGGCAACAAUGCAGAGAAAGAGAGAAGUGCGGAUGAGGAGGAGGAGGGGGUGGGCGGGAAGGGAGGAGGGGUGCAGGGCGGUCAGGGGUUUGUCAGCAGCAGAGUGGCAGAGUUGAGGAGGCUGAGGGGCCGGAGGGCCGUGGCAGAUGUACGAUCAGUGCUGGCCGGUGCUGCUACAGGGUCUAAGAACUCUAAGAAAGCCAAUCAUGCGGGGCUUCAGUCCUCGCUGGCAGCUGCGCUGACGUCAUCUGCUGAGCUGGACGCGUUCACCGACGCCGAGCUCAUCCUCCACACAGUUGUUGCCGUCCCAUUCGACGAUACGAUCCUCGCAGCUGCCUUAGCGCCUCUCUCCCUCCCGCACGUCCGCUUCCUCUUCUCCUACUUUGCCAAAUGGGUGGACGUGUACUCGGCUCGGGGAUUCGUUGUUGAGCUUCCUGCCUACUCUGUCUUCGGGGCCCGGCCGUUCCUCCCUGUACCGCGUUUGGAAAGAAUCUUCGCGUGGGUGUCUACUCUCGUGGAUUGCCACAUCACCCGCCUCCUCAUGCUCCCGGACUGCUUGGAACCAAUCGCGCGGCUCCACCGGUGUAUCAUGCAGCAAGCAGCGGUGGACAGGAGGCUCACGUCGGUGGUUGGGUUUGUGCCGCACAUUCUGGCGGGACUGCCUCUCCCGGAGAAGCACCCUAAUGGGUUUGGUGGUGGCGGCGAUGGUAUUGUGGGUGUUGAGGAAUCUGGGUUGACUGUCCAGGUUGUGGAGUUGUGA